AAGUAUACUCUUUGUAAGAAGAAGAAGCGGAAAAAGGAACGAAACGAGUGUGUGUGUGUGUAUAGCUAGCUAGCUAGCUGGACUAGGCGAGAGCGUGAGAGCGAGAGCUAUAGCCAUCGGAAAGUGGGGGAGCAGGAGGAGUAGGUGAAAGAGUAGGAGCCGGAGAAGACGUCGAGCACCGCUCCGCUAGUGCACGGUCGAGCGUUGCCCACUACCGGUGUGUCCCGGCAGCGGCUCGUGCUGUGGUGCGUGUGUGUCGGUGUGUGUGUUUACGCGUGUGGGACCCCCCUUCUUUCCUCCCCUCUCCUUAUUACCCUGCCCUCUACAACCCCUAUGUACUCGUCCGAGAAGAAGAAGAAAAACAAGACGGGAAAGUCAAAGAAAUCUAAAAGUUUUGUUGUGCAUUUUUGGAGUGUGUGAGUGCGUGUGUGCCGUGCCGUUCAGUCGGUCCCCCCCGCUGAUUACACGCCGACUCGGGUUUUUAAAUACAAACCCCAUCGCGUCAUUUUUCAAAGCGACAAUUAGAUAACCGAACCACAAAAACAAAUUUGCCGAAACUUUUUCAACGGCGAGCGCGCACUUUCAGCGUGUUGCGUGUUUGCGUGAGUGUACAUGUGCGAGUGUCCAUCUUAACGGUGCGCUCCGAAAUAGGAUUGCCGACGAGAGAGAACCGAAUUUUAAAAAACAAAAAAAUCAACGAGAGAAGAAAAUUCGCCGUUUCUCUUCUUCCCCAUUUUGAUCUGUUGUGAUGUAAUACGCCAACGCCCGGCGUAUGUGUGUGAGUGCGUGAGUGAACGCGUGUCAUCUGUGUACUUCAGUCCUCACUGGAGACGCUGUCUGACAAGAGAGAGUUGUCAUCGGUGAAAGUUGUCCGAAAUUCGUUGGAGGAGUGUUGGAGCUGUUUCUCUUUCCCACCCCUCUUCUGGCUGUUGUUGAUCUGAGGAUCAGUUGGGCGACGCGCACAAUAACCCUUUUUACCAAAGAAAAAAAGUUCCCAGGGACAAAACCCCCAGCAUCAAGAUGGCGACGGUGGACGGAAGGCCGGCCCAGUAUGGGAUUUCUCUUAAACAGCUCCGAGAGGUGAUGGAGCUGCGGGGCAGCGAGGCCGUAGAACAAUUGCGUCAUUAUGGCGGAGUCCAGGAGCUGUGCAAAAAACUAUACACCUCACCAACGGAAGGAUUAUCCGGUUCGCCGAAGGACAUCGAACAUCGGCGGGAAACAUUCGGAUCGAACACGAUCCCACCUAAGCCGCCAAAGACCUUCUGGAGAUUGGUGUGGGAAGCGCUGCAAGAUGUCACCCUCAUCAUCCUCGAAGUGGCCGCCAUCGUCUCACUACUUUUAUCUUUCAUUCCUUCCAGUAGCGAAAAUGAGCUCGUUCACGAGGAGGACAAGUCUCACGAAUGGAUCGAAGGCCUGGCAAUUCUUAUUUCCGUCAUAGUCGUCGUCUUGGUUACUGCCUUUAAUGAUUACACCAAGGAGCGACAAUUCCGCGGACUGCAGAGCCGAAUCGAAGGCGAGCACAAAUUCGCCGUUCUGCGCGGAGGCGAGAGCAGCCAAAUCUUCGUCGGCGAGAUUGUCGUCGGCGACAUUUGCCAAGUGAAAUACGGAGAUUUGCUGCCCGCAGAUGGCAUCCUGAUCCAGAGCAACGAUUUGAAAGUGGACGAGUCGUCACUCACGGGCGAAUCGGAUCAUGUCAAGAAAAGCGAGCUGACGGAUCCCAUGCUUCUCUCCGGUACUCACGUCAUGGAAGGCAGCGGCCGGAUGCUGGUGGCUGCCGUCGGCAUCAACUCCCAGGCUGGCAUCAUUUUCACGCUGCUAGGUGCGGCCGCCGAUCAGCAGGAAGCGGACGCUAAACAACGGAAGAAAGAAGCUAAAAAACAACGGAAGAAGAAGAAAGGAGAUGUAGAGGAAGGCGCUGUUGGCAACAACAGCCACCCGUCAGAUCAUGGAGGGAACAACAUGGCCAGCAAACAGGAAGCCAGAGAAGGAUCCAGCGGACCGUCUGGCGAUGCUCCCAUCAAAGAAGAAAAAUCGGGCCACAAGGACAAGUCGGUUCUGCAAGCCAAAUUGACAAAACUGGCCAUUCAGAUCGGAUACGCCGGUUCGACCAUCGCUAUCCUGACGGUCAUCAUUUUGAUAACGACCUUUUGCAUCAAAACUUUCGUCUACGAGAACCAGCCGUGGAAAAACGAGUACUUUAACUACUUCGUUAAGUUCCUCAUUAUCGGUGUCACCGUCUUGGUCGUCGCCGUCCCAGAGGGUCUCCCCUUGGCUGUGACUCUUUCGCUGGCCUACUCGGUCAAAAAAAUGAUGUUGGACAACAAUUUGGUGCGGCAUUUGGACGCUUGCGAGACCAUGGGUAACGCCACCGCCAUCUGUUCAGAUAAAACGGGAACUCUGACGACGAACAGAAUGACGGUCGUCGCUUGUUAUGUCGGAGGACAGCAUUACAAAUCCAUCCCCAAGUACGAUUCACUUCCACCGCAGGUGGCCAACCUGGCCAUUCAAGCUAUUUCCAUCAACAGCGCUUAUACCUCGCGUAUUCUGGAUGGAGACUUGCCUAACGAACCCAUCAAGCAGGUUGGCAACAAGACGGAAUGCGCCAUGCUUGGUUUCGUGCUGGAUCUAAAGAAAUCCUACCAGAGCAUUCGUGAUGAGCAUCCGGAAGAGUCCUUCCACCGCGUCUACACCUUCAACUCUAGCCGCAAAUCGAUGAGCACCGUUAUUGCCCGUGAAGGGGGCGGCUACCGCGUUUUCACCAAGGGUGCAUCCGAGAUGGUGCUGAAAAAGUGCGCCUUUAUUUAUGGCGUCGAUGGAAAACUGGAGAAAUUCACUCGUGAGAAUCAAGAUGGGCUAGUGCGAAACGUAAUCGAGCCCAUGGCCUGCGACGGCCUGCGUACCAUCGCCGUUGCUUACCGCGAUUUUGUGCCGGGCAAGGCUGAGAUCAAUCAAGUCCAUUAUGACAACGAACCCAACUGGGAUGACGAGGAUGGAAUCAUCAACAAUCUCACGUGCAUGCUUAUCGUCGGCAUUGAAGAUCCUGUCAGACCUGAGGUCCCAGAAGCUAUUCGACAGUGCCAGAAGGCCGGUAUUACAGUGCGCAUGGUGACGGGAGACAAUGUCAACACGGCUCGAUCCAUCGCCAUCAAGUGCGGCAUUGUCACGCCCGGAAUGGACUAUUUAAUUAUCGAUGGCAAGGAAUUCAACCGACGUAUUCGGGACUCGAAUGGCGAGGUCCAACAACAUUUGCUCGAUCAAGUUUGGCCCAAGCUUCGAGUGUUGGCCCGCUCUUCACCCACCGACAAGUACACCCUGGUCAAGGGAAUUAUUGACAGCAAAAUAUCCGACAACCGGGAAGUAGUGGCCGUGACGGGAGACGGUACAAACGACGGCCCUGCACUUAAGAAAGCCGACGUCGGUUUCGCUAUGGGCAUCGCUGGAACGGAUGUGGCCAAAGAGGCGUCCGACAUUAUCUUGACGGACGAUAACUUCAGCAGCAUCGUCAAGGCUGUCAUGUGGGGUCGCAACGUUUACGACUCCAUCGCCAAGUUCUUGCAGUUCCAGCUGACCGUCAACAUCGUGGCCGUCAUUGUGGCUUUCUUCGGCGCUUGCUUCAUCCAAGAUUCGCCGUUGAAGGCUGUCCAAAUGUUGUGGGUCAACUUGAUCAUGGACACCCUGGCCUCAUUGGCCCUUGCCACUGAAAUGCCCACACCUGAUCUGCUUACGCGCAAGCCCUAUGGCCGCACUAAACCUCUCAUCUCACGAACCAUGAUGAAGAACAUUACUGGCCAGGGCAUCUACCAGCUGUCGGUCAUUUUCACUCUCGUCUUCGUCGGUGAGCAAUUAUUUGAUAUCGAUUCGGGCCGAUAUCGGGCCGAUACCGUACCCACCCAGCAUUUCACCAUCAUCUUCAACACUUUUGUGAUGAUGACUCUGUUUAACGAAAUCAACGCUCGUAAGAUUCACGGGCAGCGGAACGUGUUCUCCGGCAUCUUCACGAACCCCAUUUAUUAUUGCAUCUGGAUAGCCACAGCGGCUUCUCAGGUGGUCAUUGUGCAAUUCGGUGGUCAAGCGUUUUCCACUGCCCCCCUCACGAUAGCCCAGUGGGCCUGGUGCGUCUUUUUCGGCGUGGGAACCCUAGUUUGGGGCCAGGUGGUCACCACCGUUCCCACUAGCAAGAUUCCCAAAAUCUUCUCCUGGGGUCGAGGACACCCUGAAGAUAUUUCAGCUGCCAUGGGCGCUCUCACCGAGGACAGAUUCGAUGCGGAUGGUGAGAAGAAGCGGACGACAGGCCAGAUCCUUUGGAUCCGCGGCCUCACUCGACUUCAGACACAGCUGCGAGUGAUCAGAGCGUUCAAGUCUACGCUGGAGGACCUGGAGGAGAAGCGGUCCGAACACAGUGUGCACAGUUUACGGAGUUCAAGGAGUCAGUCGGGUCUUCGCCCGUUGUCGGACAUCACGUACAUAGACGACGACCCCUUACACAGGGCGGCAGCGUCGCAACAUCACACCCCCGAUCCGCGUCGUUAACGCCUUCCGCCAGGGGGUUGAUCCGCGGUUGAUGGAGCGCACCAACCCGGCCCUGGCAGCGGUGCUACAGCGACAAGCAUCCGCGUCUUUGGCGAAACGUUUGUCGCAAGCCUCUUCAAUUGACUACGCUGACGCCCCUGGAGCGACGGGGAUAGGUGAACGCGAGCGAGACUACUUGGCACCCGAAGUGGACAUGGAGCGACUCUCUUCGCGGAGCCACACGGAAACGGCCGUUUGAGGAAACAACAACAACAAAAAAAAGACAACAAAAUUAAUAAAUUAAUAAUUCAUGAUCUAAUGCUCUUCGAGGCGGAGAAGAAAAACUAAAAGAAAAAAACCUAAAAAAAAAAUCGAAAUAGGAAUCAAAGAAAUCCAUCCAUCAAAUACUGACUUUCCCUGACUUCCCAGUUCUUAAUUUCUGUUUUUUUUUUCUUCUGUUUUUGGAAUUCUCCGGCCCGAGUUCUGUAUGCAUCUGUUAACUCUCUUCCAACUGCCGAAACAUGUUCUCCGACGAUGAAAUUGAUCAGCCCAUACCACUCCAUUUCUUUAAUUCUCUUUGUGUGUUCUUAUUCUACCCGUUUCCCUUCAACGAGAAUGAUGUGCUAUGGUACGCUUACCUUUUUUUCUACCGUGCUAAUAUCCCCCAAUUCUUAGACGUCAAAGGAAAAACAAAUGGAAUGAGGAGCAGAAAAACACCCAAUUUUUACUUUGAAAAUUUAGCAAACAAAAAAUUGGAUUCAACGUCAAUUAAUUGUUCAAGUGAAUGCGAUUUUUGUUUUUGGUUCUUACUUUCUCUCAUUAUUAUUUUGUUUUCCUCUGUUCGAUUUUUCUGUGAGUAAAUUCAACUGCUGUUGAAGAGAAAGAAGGUAGUAUAACACAGGAAGUGAUUGCUUAGUUGGGAGGGGGAGAUAUUAAGAAACCCAGUUGCCGUGUCAUCAGAUUUCUACGACCCUCUUUAAUUGAAAAAAAAAAUACGCAGAGAGUUUGCAACCUUCUCGCCGAUGUCCGUCUAUUUAGAAAUAAUUCUGCAAUUUAAAGAAACCUCUUCGAUGUCCUCCUUAUAUAUGAUUUUGAAUUUCUCUAUACCCCCCACCUUGCUUUUUCGUUUGUUAUAUUUUACUUAUUGGGUUGAGUGGAGACACUUUUUCAUUUCUUUACUUGUAUCAUAUGAAAAAACCCCUUUUUCGAGUAUUGCCGUGUGUUUGCGUGUGCGUUCUCUACACUUCCCAUUCCUCUCCGACCUUGGUACACUUCAUUUUCAUCAUUUUGUUGGUUUUGGAAAUCUUUCGUUUCGCUGUAAUCUUCCUUUUGUUUUGUUUUCUUUCCUCCCUCUCUUUCUAUCUUUCCCUCACAGUGUGCUUUUUGUAAUGUACGUAAGUGUGCUACUUAUAUUUCCUCCUUCGUUUUCUUUUUCACUUCUUUUUACUUAUUUUAUUUCUUUCUUUUUUUUCGAAUUCAGAAUUAUUAAAGUGUGUAUCUCCCUCUCCAUCUCCCGAAAAAAAUCUCCCUCUCUUAGUUUAAAAUUGCCACCCUUUUGAACUCUUUUUAUCAUCUUUUUUUUUCUUCCGUGUCUUUUUUCCAUGAGGGAUGUUUCGAUUGGUUUCCAGACGCGAGGUCCUUAUAUACAUAGUAAACGAGAGAACAAAGCCAUAGUCUUACGUUGUCAACUCUGUUUCAAAUACUAUUUGAUACGAAUCGGUUCUCAUUAGUUCCUCGAUAUGUUUCGUCGGUUUCUCUUCUUACGUCCUCAUUUUUCCUUUGAUUCUUGAUUGAAAUCUUUUCUACAAGACCGAGAGAAAGAAGCAAUGACGAAGAUCCACCUAUAACUCUGACUCCCUCUCCCCCUCCCCCCUCUAAAUUUAUUGACCUACAAUUUUCUUUUUUAUGUUUCACUGCCAAUUUUCCACGAAUUGCCCGAAUGCAUGUGUAAUUUGUCUGUUUUCAGGAGUUUAAACAAGCGAGUGAAAGAGAUAUUGAAAAAAAGAGAAUUUAACUUGGGUUAAAAACGAGUGCGAAUGAGAGUGAAAUGUAAUACGUUCUGAUGUGGGGGUGGUGCCUUGUUUCACCGAUCACCCCGUUCUGCAAAGUCGCCCUUUUUUCAUUUUUUUUUUUUUGUUUUGUUUUGUUUGAGGAUACUUUCUCCAGUGAGUUUCAGGACGACUCUUUUCUGUUCUCUUUGAUAUCACCAUUUCUCUCUAAUCCCGACCUCUUUGGUUUAGAACAAGUUUCAAUUGGAAUUUCAUUUCCUCACACUGCCUCUCAUUCAGUUGGUUGUUAGAGUGGAAUCGUGGAGACAGAAAUGAAGCUUACAAACACCGUGUUGCCGGUAGGACAUAGAAGCAAUAGUUGUGUUAUAGGGGUGACGCCCGUGUAUGAGGAGAAUAGAAAAGAAAAAAGAAAAAAAGCGGAAAAUUCAUUCUGGUCGUCUUAUCCAACGCGGUUGUGUGCGCUAUUGCUACUCUCCGUUUGGUUAUUAAUUAUUUACAUAUGUAGAUUCAGUUUGAUUUCGUUUUACUGAAAGAAUGGCGUGAAAUAACCCACUGGGGGCUCCCUAUUUUUAAAGUUGUUAUUAAUGAGAGUUAAAGAAACACACAUAUAAAUAAUCGAUGUGAAAGCGGCGCCUGAUUUUUCCUUCUUGCAUAUAAUUUGGCAUUUUUAAAAAUUAUUAUUAUUAUUAUUAAUUCCCCCCUACCCAUCCGUGAAUCCAUGAUAGGAUAAUUUUUCGUUGAAUUCAUUAGACAGAAGCAUUUAAAAAAAAAGAGAGGCAUGGACAUUUUCACAUUGAACACUAUGUAAUACCUGCUCGGAUGGCCAAUUUGAACAAAAAAUGUUGCGUCACAUCGAGCGUUAUGAAAUAGAAAAACAAGAACUCGCGUGCGUGUGUGUUAAUUUUCCCUGUUCUUCUCUCCUGCUGUUUUUUUUAUUAUUAUUUUGUUUUAUUUUAUUUUUAUUUCGUGGUUUUCACCGUUGGCGAAGAAUCCAUAAAAAAGUUAUGCAUUGUAAUUGCUGUUGAAUAGCCAAGUAUUUCUUUUCAAAACAAUUUUUUUUUUCAAACUUCUCGUUACAUACUUUUAUUGUUGGUGCAAAGAAUAUUUGCGAAGCAAAAAUGUGUUUCUGCUCCUCCCUCCUUUCAUCCCACACCACUUCUGAAAGUGUUACUGAUUAACUAUAUGAUUAUGGAUUUUAAAAAACAAAAAAAAAAGAGAAGAGUGUGUUGUUUUUUCCACCCCUUCUUUUUCAUUACAAGAAGUCAAGAAAAAAAAAAGAAUUGUUUGUUAUAAGCGAAGAAAUUUUUACAAGUGUUGUUGACGUAGCGUUUUAUCUUAUGGUUAUUAUCUUUAUAUAGUUGCGCUCCAAAGGGUUCAUCGUUUUUCAUGACACACACACACACAAAAGGAAGACUGUUUUUUCUAAGUCACGUCGUCCUCUCUUGUCUUUUUUCUCUCUCUAUCUAUCUAUCUAACUAUCCAUCUCUAAACUUUCUCUCUCUCUGUAGCUUGUGGUAGCCAACGGUUGUUUGUUUUCUUCUCGAUUCCUUCCCAAUUUUAACGACUGAUCCCCCCCCAUCCCCCUCUGAUCCCCUCCUCCUGGAAAAGAAAAAAAUACUUAAAUAUCUCUAUUAGAGACAAAACCGGAAGUUAUUCUUAAUUCCACGACUCCAAUCUUUCCAUUAAAGGUGUAAAUGUGCCAGUGCAUUAUGUCAUAAUUUUAGUAAGGGGAGGUGAUGACAUUUGUCCCUGGCGGAGAAAAAAAAAGGAAAUGGGGAUGAAAUACGAGUCUGUGUCUCUUCGCAUCCUUCACACUUGUUUUCCCGUCAUUUGAUUUUACUUUUACUUUUAAGUUGGACGUGUUCAUUAUCUUUUUUCCCUCUAUUUCUAUGGCUGUCAUUCUUUCCAUCUUUUCUGGCUAGUUUUCUUUGAUUUGAUUUUAGGUUCAUUCGACAACAACAAACAAAAUAUGACUCUCCGCAGCUGAACUUAUAUAUUCCCGGAAUUAUUAUUAUUUUUCAUUUUUUCUUGAAACUUAAAAAAAAAAGUUCCCUUCCAUUUUCCGCUGAUGAUGAUUGUUUGACAACCAAAAACAUGAUGCUCUCUAUAGCCCUUGUAUCGAUUAUGCAGCCACGCGUAAUUCGCAAGUCUAAUGGAUAGAAGAGAGGAGCGUGAUUUCUUUUGAUUAUGAGGUUUGAGUUCCGAGUGGUCUUCUUUUGAUUUCCUUCAUUUCCCCGUCGACCCUUUGUCUCUCUCUUUUCUCUCUCACUCUUUUUCUAUCCAAUUUUUAAAUAUCUUAUCUUCGUAUAUUUCUCCUUGUACAAAUAAAACUUUGAGCUCUUG
Messenger RNA from Daphnia pulex (common water flea), 8861 nucleotides. It is a transcript of the gene PMCA, whose product is annotated as plasma membrane calcium-transporting ATPase 2-like. The record is from RefSeq and is a predicted model, not a curated record. Gene Ontology annotation, cellular component: membrane; intracellular membrane-bounded organelle. Bases 1021 to 4530 code for a protein of 1169 amino acids. Gene Ontology annotation, biological process: regulation of cytosolic calcium ion concentration; calcium ion transmembrane transport. Lineage: Eukaryota; Metazoa; Arthropoda; Branchiopoda; Diplostraca; Daphniidae. The transcript is spliced from 21 exons. Gene Ontology annotation, molecular function: ATP binding; ATP hydrolysis activity; P-type calcium transporter activity.